AUAUAUAUAUAUAUAUAUAUAUAUAUAUAUAUAUAUAUAUAUAUCUAUGCUGAAGGAUCAGACGAGCAGUUGGACUAAGAUGGACCUGGACCCGAGCCGGGCCAGUCUUCUUCAGACCAUUUCUGUCACCAUGUUGGUGUCAACAUGUCGGCGUGCAACCCAGAUGCUGUAGAAGAACCUCCUGGUUCCGGUUCUCCUGGUCUCAGUCGCCCCCCCCUGGCAGCGAAGGCCCUGUCGGAGGCCUUUGCCCGGCUGAGGUACCGGGACACGUCCCUGCUGGUCUGGCAGCAGCAGCAGCAGGACAUGCAGGCCGCCUCACCCCCCACCUACCUGAGCCGCAGCCAGUCGGCCUGGUACAGCAGCUUUGGGAACCAGGCCGUGCUGGUCCGGGACAAGAAGGGUCUGGAGGAUGCGGACGGGCGGUCCAGGAUCUGCAGCAUCAUGUAGACCGGAACCAGGAACCUGAGCAGACUGGUUUCACUCCAAUCUGGCGUGAUGAUAUUUAAACAUCAACAGUAAAGUUCUGGUCUUGGAGGACCUCGGUCUGAGACCAGAUAGAAGAAGACACUUAGAGCCGGUGGGCAACGUAUGAUCUGAAAAGACCAGGUCCUGAACUACAAGUCCACCAGACCAGCUUAUCUCCUGGUAGUCUGAACUGAACCAGAUUCUGGUUCAGAGUUUACUCAUCCUGUUAGGAGACCUGCACAUAAAGGGGCGGAGUCUACAGCAUCUGACCAAUCAGACGAGGACGAGUCAGCUGUCAGAUUCACACUGACGUUUAUGAACGAUGGUACAAGUUGAGUAUUAGUACGUGAUCCAUUCAGGUCUCCAUGACGACGUCGUUUACAUUCAAACGAAUAAAAGCAAUUAAAAGUUG
Cyclopterus lumpus (lumpfish) is the source of this 877-nucleotide messenger RNA. RefSeq lists its product as uncharacterized. Bases 145 to 447 code for a protein of 100 amino acids. The transcript has a single exon. The record is from RefSeq and is a predicted model, not a curated record. NCBI's taxonomy places the organism in Eukaryota, Metazoa, Chordata, Actinopteri, Perciformes, Cyclopteridae.